Messenger RNA from Fulvia fulva, 624 nucleotides. RefSeq lists its product as uncharacterized. Lineage: Eukaryota; Fungi; Ascomycota; Dothideomycetes; Mycosphaerellales; Mycosphaerellaceae. The transcript has 2 exons. Bases 1 to 624 code for a protein of 207 amino acids. The record is from RefSeq and is a predicted model, not a curated record.
AUGGACGCUCCACCAAACUGCAGCAAACAGCAUUCCGCAAAGCGCGCUCACAGCAACAUUGAGAUCGACCGCAUCCUCGCGGCGAACGACCAGGCACUGCAAUCGCGCGACUCGAGCGUACCAGAUACUGUCGCGCCCGCCAGAAAGAGGACUCGGCUGACCAAACCACUUCUCCUAUCCACCACCGGUCUCGAAGAGCUCGCGGACUUUGCGCAAGAGCUUCAGACUAACCGCCCCCGCGAGCUCGAGUUGUCGACGGAACCUCCCGACAGCGCCCUCCGCGAGCAAGGCUGCGAUCUCGAGAUCGGGUUGACGGAAGAGCCUGACCGCGAUCCAUUCUUCCCACGUAGAGAACCCCCGAGAACAGUCCACGAGAAGUUGGAAAGGGCUUACUUCCACCUCAUCAAGACAUGGAGGACUCAUCACUCGAUCUUUUACGAGUAUGAUAUCGUAUGUCUGAAGGGAGUGCAAGCCAUCACCAUCGAGAGGCCGUUGGACGGUGUGCCGCCUGCUGUCGAGAUGGAUCGGGUGGUGUAUCCGUAUCGCCAGCUGCCAAGUGGAGGGCUGUAUUUCUUCUUACCGGCGCAGAUCAAGGUGUUUGAGGCUGAGAAUUUCUCGCGAUAG